Messenger RNA from Lolium perenne, 1703 nucleotides. RefSeq names its product crocetin glucosyltransferase, chloroplastic. The record is from RefSeq and is a predicted model, not a curated record. Lineage: Eukaryota; Viridiplantae; Streptophyta; Magnoliopsida; Poales; Poaceae. Gene Ontology annotation, molecular function: quercetin 3-O-glucosyltransferase activity; quercetin 7-O-glucosyltransferase activity.
GGAGCGAACAGCCACAUCCAUCACUCGCCGCUGCAAUUCGAGCCAGCAAGGACACUCACAAGACAUUCUCACGUACACUUGCUCUUGCAAUCAACAAUGCCGGCCAUGGUGGCAAAGAAGGCGGAGCGUACGGCGGCGGCGGCGGGGGAGGUGCCGCACUUCCUCGUGGUCACGUACCCGGCGCAGGGCCACAUCAACCCAGCGCGCCACCUCGCGCUGCGCCUGCUCCGGGCCACGCCGGGAGCCCGUGUCACGCUCUCCACCGCCGUCUCUGCUUGCCGCAAGAUGUUCCCAGACGCCGGUGAGGCGGAGGAGCACAUGGACGGCGCGGGAGUCCGGUACGUGCCCUACUCGGACGGCUUCGACGCCGGCUUCGACAACGCGGCGCACGACCACACGGACUACAUGUCACAGCUCAAGAUCGUGGGUCCCCGUACGCUGGACGGCGUGCUCACGCGCCUCCGCGACGCUGGCCGCCCCGUCACGCAGGUGGUGUACACCGUGCUUCUCUCCUGGGUCGCCGGCGUCGCGCGCGCUCACGGCGUGCCCGCCGCGCUGUACUGGAUCCAGCCGGCAACCGUGCUCGCCACGUACUUCCACUUCUUCCGCGGCACCGACGGCUUCGACCAGGCCGUCGCCGCCGCGGCGGAGGACCCGUGGGCGGAGCUACGCCUCCCCGGGUUCCCGGCGCCGCUCCGCUUGCGCGACCUGCCGUCGUUCCUCACCAUCACUUCCGACGAGCACCCCUACGCCUUCGUACUCGCCGCGUUCCGCGAGCUCCUCGGCGCGCUGGACGACGACCGCGAGGAGACCGGGCGGGGCGCCACCGUGCUCGCCAACACGUUCGAGGCCAUGGAGCCCGACGCAGUGGCGACGCUACGCCAGCAUGGCCUCGACAUCGUCCCCGUUGGCCCCGUGCUCUCCUUCCUGGACGCAGCACCGGCAUCGACCAACAGCAACGACCUGUUCAAGCAGGACGGGAAGGGGUACAUAGAGUGGCUGGACGCGCAGGCGACGUCCUCGGUGGUGUACAUCUCCUUCGGGAGCCUGUCGUCCAUGAGCAAGCGGCAGAUCUCGGAGGUGGCGCGCGGCAUGGCGGAGAGCGGCCGCCCGUUCCUCUGGGUGCUGAGGAAGGACAACCGUGGCGAGGUCGACAGCGCCGACCUGUGCGCCGGCGGGGGCAUGGUGGUGGAGUGGUGUGACCAGGGGAAGGUGCUGUCGCACCCGGCGGUGGGGUGCUUCGUGACCCAUUGCGGCUGGAACUCGACGCUGGAGAGCGUGGCGUGUGGGGUGCCGGUUGUCGGAGUACCGCAGUGGACGGACCAGGGCACCAACGCGUGGCUGGUGGAGCGGCAGCUCGGCACCGGGGUCAGGGCCGCCGUCAGCGACAAGGACGGCGUGCUGGAGGCAGAAGAGCUGCGGAGGUGCAUCGGCUUCGCCACGUCGGAGAUGGUGCGCGCCAAGGCCACGAUGUGGAGGGAGAAGGCGCGAGCUGCCGCGGCCGUGGGCGGCUCGUCGGAGAAGAACCUCAGGGCGUUCGUCGCCGGGCAGGUCGCCCCCGCCGGCAACUAGCCAGUCGGCGUACUGCCAUUGACAGCACAUAGCAGGACGACCAAACGUACGACACGACACGAUACGGCGUUCCUGUGCGUCGUUGUCGUAAAUAAUUCUAUUCCGACACUGCAUACAGAUGUUAUUGUGUA